AUGGCCAGCGCCGAGAUGGUCGUGUACUGCUUCGACACGCUACAGUCGCACUUCGAGGGCUCCACGGAGCCAACGCUCCGCUCCAGUGUGCAGCAGCAGCAAUAUCCGCUGUUCGUGACGUGGGAGAUCGAGGAGCACGGCGAGAGGCGCUUGCGCGGCUGCAUCGGGACGCUGAAGCCCACGAGGCUGUGCAGCUUGCGCGAUUUCACGUUCAAGAGCGCACUGCGCGACCACCGCUUUGACCCCAUUGGGCCGCACGAGUUGCAGCGUCUCUGCUGCUCCGUGUCGCUGCUUCUUGACUACCAGGACGCUGGAAGCUACGACGACUGGAAGAUUGGCACUCACGGGAUCAUUAUCGAGUUCACCGACUCGCGUGGCAAAGAGUACAGCGCCACGUACUUACCACAAGUGGCUUGCGAGCAAGGGUGGACGCAUGUCGAGACAGUCACGGCUCUUAUGAGAAAAGCAGGCUAUCGCCACGGGGUCACGGAUGCCAUGCUGGAGGCCGUCAGGGUCACGCGCUACCGCUCUUCGAGUCACAAGCUCACGUACCAGCAGUACGUUUCCCUCAAACAGACGAUGCUGGACAGUGCGUAG
This is a messenger RNA of Peronospora matthiolae, 597 nucleotides long. The record is from the annotation of a GenBank genome assembly. NCBI's taxonomy places the organism in Eukaryota, Oomycota, Peronosporomycetes, Peronosporales, Peronosporaceae.